GUGGCGGUCCCCAAGGUUUCCCACCCAGAGUGGCCCAUCCCAUAUCCUUCUUGCAUACGCCCUCGCCUUGUCCUCCUCGUUUGCUGGGGCUCCCACGGGUGGACAGACAGAAAAUAUCGGGCAUGAGAUGAGGCUGUGACAGGUUUGAAAAUACAAUGGCAGGAAACAGCCUAGUUCUACCCAUUGUUCUUUGGGGUCGCAAAGCGCCAACACAUUGUAUUUCAGCACUGCUUUUAACAGAUGAUGGAGCCACCAUCGUAACAGGAUGCCACGAUGGACAAAUAUGUCUCUGGGACCUUUCAGUUGAAUUGGAAGUUAAUCCCCGAGCGCUAUUGUUUGGUCAUACAGCGUCAAUCACUUGUUUGUCUAAAGCUUGUGCCUCCAGUGACAAACAGUAUAUUGUGAGUGCAUCUGAAAGUGGAGAGAUGUGCCUCUGGGAUGUGAGUGAUGGCAGAUGUAUUGAAUUUACAAAGUUAGCCUGCACACAUACCGGCAUACAGUUUUACCAGUUCUCUGUUGGAAAUCAACGAGAAGGGAGGCUCUUAUGCCAUGGACAUUACCCUGAAAUCCUCGUUGUGGAUGCCACCAGCCUUGAGGUGUUAUACUCCUUAGUAUCAAAGAUAUCUCCAGACUGGAUUAGCUCCAUGACUAUUAUUCGAUCUCACCGAACACAAGAGGAUACUGUGGUUGCACUCUCAGUGACGGGCAUUUUGAAGGUGUGGAUCGUUACCUCUGAAAUAAGUGGUUUGCAGGAUACUGAACCAGUAUUUGAGGAGGAAUCCAAACCAAUUUACUGUCAGAAUUGCCAGAGCAUCUCUUUUUGUGCAUUCACGCAGAGGUCACUUUUGGUUGUGUGCUCCAAAUAUUGGAGGGUAUUUGAUGCUGGGGACUAUUCCUUAUUGUGUUCAGGUCCUAGUGAAAAUGGACAGACAUGGACUGGAGGUGACUUUGUAUCAGCAGAUAAAGUAAUCAUUUGGACUGAAAAUGGACAAGGUUAUAUUUACAAACUACCUGCCAGCUGCCUUCCAGCUAGUGAUUCAUUCCGCAGUGAUGUGGGGAAAGCAGUUGAAAAUUUAAUUCCUCCGGUACAGCACAGCCUCCUGGAUCGAACAGAUAAAGAGUUGUUAAUUUGUCCUCCUGUUACUCGGUUCUUCUAUGGAUGCAAGGAAUACUUCCAUAAACUAUUAAUUCAGGGUGAUUCUUCUGGAAGAUUGAGUAUUUGGAACAUAUCAGAUACACUUGAGAAACAGGAAGAUGAAGAAGGGCUAAAGAUGACAACUUCUAUUAGUUUGCAAGAGGCAUUUGAUAAACUGAAUCCUUGUCCUGCUGGAAUUAUAGAUCAGCUAAGUGUGAUUCCCAAUAGUAAUGAACCUCUUAAAGUAACUGCAAGCGUGUACAUACCAGCUCAUGGACGGCUUGUUUGUGGUCGUGAAGAUGGGAGCAUAGUUAUUGUACCUGCCACACAGACGGCCAUCGUACAGCUGCUCCAAGGGGAGCACAUGUUCAGAAGAGGUUGGCCACCUCACAGAACACUCCGUGGUCAUCGGAACAAAGUCACAUGUUUGCUAUAUCCUCAUCAGGUCUCAGCACGUUAUGAUCAAAGAUACCUCAUCUCUGGUGGUGUGGACUUUUCUGUCAUCAUUUGGGACAUAUAUUCUGGAGAGAUGAAACAUAUCUUCUGUGUGCAUGGUGGCGAGAUUACUCAACUUCUAGUUCCACCUGAAAACUGUAGUGCAAGAGUGCAGCACUGCAUCUGCUCUGUAGCCAGUGACCACUCAGUAGGACUUCUAAGUUUGCGAGAGAAAAAAUGCAUUAUGCUGGCGUCUCGUCACCUUUUCCCUAUCCAAGUAAUCAAGUGGAGGCCUUCUGAUGAUUACCUGGUGGUGGGAUGUUCAGAUGGCUCUGUGUACGUCUGGCAAAUGGAUACUGGUGCACUGGAUCGUUGUGUGAUGGGGAUAACAGCAGUGGAGAUACUGAAUGCUUGUGAUGAAGCAGUUCCUGCUGUAGUUGAUUCACUUAGUCAUCCAGCAGUCAACCUAAAACAAGCUAUGACAAGACGUAGUCUUGCUGCUCUUAAAAAUAUGGCCCAUCAUAAGUUACAAACCCUUGCAACUAACCUCUUGGCGUCUGAGGCGUCUGACAAAGGGAAUUUACCUAAAUAUUCUCAUAAUUCCCUGAUGGUUCAAGCAAUAAAGACAAACCUAACAGACCCAGAUGUACAUGUGCUCUUCUUUGACGUGGAAGCGUUGAUUAUUCAGCUCCUGACUGAAGAAGCCUCUAGGCCGAAUACCUCGCUUAUUUCCCCAGAGAAUUUGCAAAAAGCAUCUGGCAGCUCAGACAAAGGGGGCUCCUUUCUCACUGGAAAACGAGCAGCAGUCCUCUUCCAACAAGUGAAGGAAACUAUCAAAGAGAACAUAAAGGAACAUCUCCUUGAUGAUGAAGAGGACGAUGAAGAGUUAAUGAGGCAGAGAAGGGAAGAAAGUGAUCCUGAAUAUCGGGCCAGCAAAUCGAAGCCAUUGACCCUGUUAGAAUAUAACUUAACUAUGGACACUGCAAAACUGUUCAUGUCCUGCCUUCAUGCCUGGGGUCUGAAUGAAGUUCUGGAUGAAGUCUGUCUUGACCGCCUUGGGAUGCUGAAACCCCAUUGCACAGUGUCAUUUGGGCUGUUAUCAAGAGGAGGCCAUAUGUCACUGAUGCUCCCUGGUUAUAAUCAGGCUGCCUGUGCACUAUCGCAUGGGAAAGCAGAAGUAGGAAGGAAGCUGCUAGCAGCCGAAGGAGUAGGAAGGGGAACUUACGGAGUGUCCCGAGCCGUCACCACACAACAUCUCUUGUCUAUCAUAUCUUUGGCAAAUACCUUAAUGAGUAUGACCAAUGCAACCUUUAUUGGUGAUCAUAUGAAGAAGGGCCCUACCAGGCCACCCAGACCAAGCACCCCAGACCUUUCUAAGGCAAGGGGUUCCCCUCCAACUUCCAGUAAUAUUGUGCAAGGACAGAUUAAACAAGUUGCUGCACCUGUCGUUUCCUCUCGGUCUGAUGCUGAUCACUCUGGCUCUGACCCUGCUUCUACUCCUGCUUUACAUACCUGUUUCUUAGUAAAUGAAGGAUGGAGUCAGUUGGCUGCUAUGCAUUGUGUUAUGCUGCCAGACCUGCUGGGAUUGGACAAAUUUAGGCCUCCACUUCUAGAGAUGCUGGCUCGGAGAUGGCAAGAUAGAUGCUUGGAGGUCAGAGAAGCUGCACAGGCCCUGCUUCUAGCAGAACUGAGAAGAAUUGAGCAGGCAGGACGGAAGGAAACCAUUGAUGCCUGGGCUCCUUAUUUACCUCAGUACAUGGACCACGUCAUAUCACCUGGAGUCACAGCAGAGGCCAUUCAGACUAUCACUACUGCUCCGGACGCCUCAGGGACAGAAACCAAAGUCCAGGAGGAAGAGCAUGACCUUGUUGAUGACGACAUCACGACCGGUUGUCUGUCAAGUGUCCCACAAAUGAAAAAAAUAUCCACAUCUUAUGAGGAAAGACGGAAGCAAGCUACUGCUAUUGUUUUACUAGGAGUGAUAGGAGCUGAAUUUGGUGCUGAAAUUGAACCUCCCAAACUCUUGACCAGACCUCGAAGCUCUAGUCAAAUUCCUGAGGGAUUUGGUUUGACUAGUGGUGGAUCCAACUAUUCAUUGGCCAGACAUACUUGCAAGGCAUUGACAUAUCUUCUGCUGCAGCCCCCGAGUCCCAAACUUCCAGCACACAGCACUAUUCGAAGAACAGCUAUUGAUCUAAUUGGACGAGGCUUCACAGUUUGGGAGCCUUACAUGGAUGUGUCUGCUGUUCUGAUGGGGCUUCUCGAACUUUGUGCUGAUGCUGAGAAACAACUUGCCAACAUCACAAUGGGGCUGCCUCUGAGCCCAGCAGCUGACUCGGCCCGCUCUGCAAGGCAUGCCCUCUCCCUCAUCGCCACUGCCAGACCACCCGCCUUCAUCACCACCAUAGCCAAAGAGGUACACAGACACACUGCUCUUGCGGCAAACACCCAACCGCAGCAGAAUAUUCACACUACAGCUCUUGCACGAGCUAAAGGAGAAAUUCUGAGAGUCAUUGAAAUUCUCAUUGAAAAGAUGCCCACAGAUGUUGUGGAUCUUCUUGUGGAGGUCAUGGACAUCAUUAUGUAUUGCCUUGAAGGAUCUUUGGUUAAAAAGAAAGGUCUUCAAGAAUGUUUCCCAGCCAUCUGCAGGUUCUACAUGGUCAGCUAUUACGAGCGGAAUCACAGAAUAGCAGUUGGAGCUCGCCAUGGUUCAGUGGCCCUGUACGACAUCCGGACUGGAAAAUGCCAGACAAUCCAUGGACACAAGGGGCCAAUCACUGCAGUGGCCUUUGCUCCUGAUGGACGAUAUCUUGCCACCUAUUCAAACACUGACAGCCACAUUUCUUUCUGGCAGAUGAAUACCUCGCUCCUAGGAAGCAUCGGCAUGCUGAAUUCGGCCCCUCAGCUGCGCUGUAUCAAAACCUACCAGGUACCCCCCGUGCAGCCCGCCUCCCCCGGCUCCCACAACGCGCUCCGACUGGCCCGCCUCAUCUGGACUUCCAACCGCAACGUCAUCCUGAUGGCCCAUGACGGCAAGGAGCACCGCUUCGUAGUCUGAGACUCCCAGCCGGUGCUCUAACUACACUGGCGUGCUCUCAGUCCUCUGUCCUUCCUCACUCGAGCAUGCCUCAGUGCCUGCCCACACCAGUGUCAUCGGGUGUCGCCUCUGCAUGGUUCUGGGGCAGACCCCACUCAUGCCACCCAUUGAUUAGAGCAUGCACACACAGCUCCGCCGGAUGUGGCCGCCCUAUCACUGGGUAGUUUUUCCCUGCCAGACAUGGGAGGGGAAAGGCAGCGGUUCCUGGGAACACUCUUGUUGCUUGGUGCAACAGAAGCCUGGAAAUCAAUAAACACUGUGAUUGCACUCUCAGCCCAGAUCGGCAUUUCCAGGGACCUAAACCCACCUCGGCAGUGCUGCUGGAACUGGCCUUUUGACGCUGGGCUUUGAGGUAUUGUGGCGGCCCUAAUUAUCGAAGUUAUUUUCCUUUGGCUUUCCUAAAGCAUAUUAUUGUUUACCAACAAGAUUCUGUGUUUAUGUGUUGUUGUUGUUUUUUCCUUCCAAGGAUUGCUAGGAAAUUACUUAAUCUAAUUUCCUAGAGUUGAGCCACUACCUUCUUUAUUGACACCGAACUGAUUUGAGAUUUGUGAGAAAAUAGCAAAGAAAAACAUUUUCCUUGCAGAGAAUACAGUUGUCCAGACACCUAGCCUUCUAAAGUGCUCAUAUCCUGCUUAAGUUGAUAGUGUAUUUAGUAGUUUAAAAUACAAAUCAUCACUUCAUAUGAACUAGAUAAUAUAAUUAUCCAGUCAGUAUAACUAAUCUCUUAAGAAACUUUUGUGAUAAAGAACCAAGUUUGGAAACAUAGCAUAUACCUAAAAAGAAGGCUCUCGUAUCUAUUGCUACAGAUGUUUUUGUUUAGGGUAGAGCGUACCCCCACUCCCUUCAGAAAUUUUAUGAGUCUGCAAUCCCCAUAUGUAUGACAUAUGUCAGUUAUCAUGUAAUAAUUACAAGUCAGCCUUCAAACUACUAGUGAUCAAUUAAAAGAAAACAAAGAAGGCAUUUCUUUUAAACAACUGUCCUAGAAAAUUAGUAAACGUGGCGUGAGCUCUGACGAAUAUAUAUAAAAUGUGAGAGCUCUCAAUCAAUGUAUUUGAAUAAACAUUGCAAUGAGGGUGUUCAUCAUGCUUUGAAGUAAGCUUGAACUAGGUAACUGUUUUCUCAUGUCAAAUUAUGCUGGGUCUUGCUCAUAAUAAUGGGGAAAAAAUCCAUAAAAUAAUAUUUUGUAUGAAUUGUUCCUAACAAACUUUAAUCUGUAUAUAAUUCGGGGAUUUUGUUGGUUGGUUGGUUGUUGAUUGGUUGGUUAGUUGGGCAAAAUGGUUUAUUAAAUUCAAAAUAGAAAAAAUGAUUUAUUAAAUUCAGAGAAAAUAUGCAAAGUUUACAGAGGAACCAAAAUGAUAAUGGGAGUAUUUAAUUUUAAAAGCAUAGCCUGUCAGAGUCUGUGUAAUACACAAAAAAGCAGGGCCAGAGUCCAGGAACAUCCAUCUGUUAUUUCACUGAUGCAGAUCUUUAAGGAAGAUAUUAAACAGUGAAGAUCAUUAGAACUCCUCUUUCGUAUUGAUGUGAAGUGUGCUAUUUCCAUUGGUGGCAUAUCUGUACUAUUCCUUGGUUUUACACUUUGAGUGUUCUUUCAAAAGCGAAUUUAUGCCACAUGCAUGUACAUUGUAAUUAUAAAGAUCAUAUAUGUAGUUUCCAAGGAAGAAGCAAAGAGCUAUAUAGUGUAAACUUUGUUUGGUGAACAUGCUGUUGCGUUCGGUAGAGAUGUAAAAACGUGUAGUAAAGGUGCACUUUGUUUUUCCAGUGGAUUCCCCAAGUCUUCUCUGUACUCAGCACAUGUUUACUUUAUGAACCUAAACCAGAAUUAAUUUAUUCUAGACUAGAAAGCUAUUGUGGAAUGAUGAGAUAAAAGUGUACCUUAGAGACUUUUUUUUUUAAACAAAAUUUGCAGUGCAUCAGGAAAACGUGUGGGAACGGAGGCCGGCCCCCACAAAUAUUCGGGUGAGAUACCCCGGGGAGAUUUAGAGCAAACCUGUGAGCCCCAGAGGAGCCAAACAGCCAGGUGAUGGAUGCAGGCCAGACAGGGUGACUGGCCAGUAGAACAUUGUGACUGUGGGAUUCUGGGGUGGGUGAUAUCUAAUGGCUAGACAGACGUCUCUAGCUGCUAAACUAAUAUUUGCAUUCUUGUUAACACAAAUCUCUCCUUGGCAAUUUUGACGACCACAGUCCCAAACUUCAUCACAGCUUACAUUUCUCAGCACUGAGGUAAACUUUGUACUGUCACCCCAGUGUCUGCUUUAAGUGUUUUAUUGAUUUUGUUGGCACUGUAUUUGGACUUGUCCUUGUAAAUGUAGAGACAUAUGCGGCUUAGUUGGUAAUUCACAAGCAAAAGAUGACAUGACGUGACACCUGUAUGAAAAUGUUGUAAUGAUUGAAGUCACUGUGUACAGCAAGUGAUUUAAAAUGUCUGCCUCUCAAGACUUUUCUUGAUUAUUUCACUUAAUAGACUCUGUAUGUACUAAAUGUCCCUGUGUACAUAUGUGUGUUAAAUAAAAAAGAAUUGUACUGAAGGCUGUUUUUCACAUAUGAUUGCUUCUUCUGUUCAUUCUUCUUUAACAUUCUCAAUCGAAGUCCACAUGCUCUUUUCCCCUCUCUUUGGUACCAAAUUAAAGCCUUCUAUUUCUCUCUAAUUAUUCAUUUUCCUGGAGACCUAGCUUCAAGAAAGGUAAGCUUGCUCACAAGGGACAGUAAAGAAGGAAGUCCCUCUCCUACACUGCAAAAGUGUGAGAACUAGAUAGACUCUCCUACUGAAACUCAACAGCACCCUCUGUAGUUUGGGCAAGGGAAUUGUACCCUAAGUUGCUCCUAAAUAGACUGUUAAUUGUACCAAAUUAUAUCUUGUCAGAUUUGAUGACAUAGGUCGACUGCCCCACGGGAGCUGGGUGAGAUCAUUAAAUUCAUUUCAUUUAAUACCCAGUUUGGAGUUGAAUUUGAAUCCCUGAGGUAAACGGUGUAAUUGGUUUUCAGAAAGAGCAAGAAUAACAAAAUAGGUCAUCAUCGCUCACAGAGGGUUAUGUGUAAGUAGGGAACGUAUUUGUUUUAAUUUUCAGAUAAGAAGAUUGAACAGCUUGAAUUGAGUCAAUCGUUAGGUCACAGUAUAAUGGUCUAUAAGAGAAACAUAAAGGAGUUGAAUGCAGCAGCAUUCUCGGCCCUAAUCAAAUGCCCAGAGCAUCGGUCCAGGAAUUGUUUUAAUGUCUGGUGAUGACUUAAAUGUAUCCUUAUAGGAAAAUAGGGGCAGUAACAGUUCUGUAUGAUUGGUGAUCACAUAAACUGAUCAAAUGUGGAAAGGGCAUGACAUUAAUAGGAAGGUAAAGCCGAGCAGUGCUGGGUGAACUUUCACCUUUCACCCCUUCGGCUGACUGACAGAGCUGAGUGUUGAAGAAAAUCAAUACUUUGGAGCCAGGAGGGAAAUAUUUCCAGCCUCUAACUAGAGAAUGUAUUCUGACAAGGCCAAGAUAAUCCAAGCUGCACAGGAGAAAGAGAAAAGAAGACUAAUUUUUAAAGCUUGACACUUCAAGGUGUUUUUGUACAAUGGUUUAGAGAUCGUCAAUACAUACAAAUACCAAAGGUCAAAAAGAAAAGCCAGAAGAAUUUCAAAAAUUAGACGUUUAGUUCUUUUUGCUGUUUACAAACUAAAAAAGAUUUCAGAAAGGCUUGU
Messenger RNA from Trichechus manatus latirostris (Florida manatee), 8340 nucleotides. It is a transcript of the gene WDR7, whose product is annotated as WD repeat domain 7. Gene Ontology annotation, molecular function: protein binding. The record is from RefSeq and is a predicted model, not a curated record. The coding region runs from base 156 to 4628 and encodes 1490 amino acids. Gene Ontology annotation, cellular component: cytoplasm. NCBI's taxonomy places the organism in Eukaryota, Metazoa, Chordata, Mammalia, Sirenia, Trichechidae. The transcript has 28 exons.